UGAAAACUCGAGACAUAUAGAUGGGUAUGUAGGCUAGUGCUGGAGAUCCAUUGAUACAUUGGAUGGAUAUUGUAGCGGAACAAAUAAUUUGACAAUGCAAGCUUUCAUGUGUAAAUGAAACAAGUAUUGUAUCCAGCAACAUUUAGGGUAAACUCCUUGAUCAGUAGGCAUGGCAUCUGUUGACAGUAUGGAGAACACAGCUCAGGAAAACUCCCCAUUGAUUCGACCAAAUGUGGCCGUCCAGAAUGAAAAACAGCGGAAACGACACUUUGCCUGUCUGACCAUUCUCAUCACGGAGGUGCUGGAGCGCGUGGCCUUCCUGAGCAUGGCGGUCACACUCGGCAUAUUCCUCAACAAAGAGCCACUAGACUGGACAUCAUACAAUUCAAUCAUAGCAACAUUCAUCCUGAUCGGUACAGCUUAUACGUUUUCCUUCAUUGGCAGUAUGAUAGCUGAUAUGCUCCUAGGCAGAUACAGGACAAUAUGCUUGUUCUUUCUCAUCUAUAUUGCUGGUUACAUCUUCUUCCCUGUCUUGGAUGAACUACUUGAUGCCAGUGAAUCCAAUACUAACUAUAGUCUUCCGAAGAUGUGCACUCACCGAUCAAUCAUGGUGCCGAGGGAUCACCUCAUCCCAACAAACAUAUCUCUUUCUGAUCAAGCUUCCAAUUAUACUCCGAUCUCCAACAGCACGCUGAACCUUGUUGGUGGUGCAGAUGCAAGCAGGACCCGCUCUGCCCUAAAUGAGAACUGUGCCUGGCCCAUUUAUUUCUUUGUCUGUCUCAUGGCUGUCGGGGCGGGGGCUGUCAAAGCUAACAUCGCACCAUAUGGAGCUCAACAUUGGAAGGAUGAGGAGCAUCCCCAUAAAGAUGUCGUCCAAUCCUUUUUUGACUGGUUCUUCUGGUGUGCUAACAUUGGCUCCUUGGUUGCCUUGGGGAUCAUUGCGUUUGUUCAGCAGACGUUCAACUUCCAUGCUGGUUAUAUCGCAUCUACCAUCAGCUUGGGAGUGGCACUGUUUUUCUUUGGAACAGGUGGUGGAUGGUACAAAUCAAGGAUAGCAGAAGCAUCUCGCGUGACACGCUUGGCCCUGAAGAAUUGUCUGGGGGUUCUCAAGUUUGGUUUUUGCUUCAAGGCCUCAUGCUGCUGGAAGACAGAUCCUAACAGGAGUACUGUCAGUGUUUUAGCAGAUGUAUCAGGAGACUUCGGAAGUCUGAGCAGUCUUCGGAAGCCACGCAGUUGGUUUGACUAUGCGAGGAGAGAGCAGUGUGGUGGCCCAUACAGUGAUCAAGAGGUUGAUGAUAGCUUGGCCUUCCUCAAGCUUGUAGUGCUCUUCUCAACCUUUGUGCCUUACUGGACAAUCUACCAUCAAAUGCCUACUGCAUUCAUCUUUCAAGGUCUGCACAUGGAUUUGCAAACAGAAACUGUAGGCUUUCAUAUUCCCGUUGCAUGGUUAUAUCUAUUUGAACCACUGGUCAUGGUCUUCUUCAUCCCGCUACUGGACAUCUGGGUCUACUCCAAACUGAAACAGAGAGGGCGCUGUCCACACAUUCUCCGUAACCGAAUUGCCAUUGGGUUUGUGCUGUCCAUUUCAGCCGUGGUUGUUGCCGGCCUUGUGGAGUAUGAGCGUCGCGAUGGCAUGUGGUCCGGAGUAGCAACCAAUCAAACACCACAUGUGAAAAAUCAGAAUAUUAGUAAUACAUUCUAUGAGGCAGCCCAGAUGAAUGCAGCCUGGCAGAUUCCUCAGUACCUUCUACUUGGACUGGCUGAAGUCUUUGCCAGUGUAGCAGGUUUAGAGCUUGCAUACUCCCAGUCCUCCAUCCCCUUGAAGGGUGUCACCAUGUCCUUGUUCUGGCUCUUUUGUGGUGUUGGCAGCUUCUUUGGGGCAUUAUUCAGCUAUUUCUUUACUGGCAUUUGGUUCUUUACUUGGGAUGAGGGAAAUAUCAACUGUCGUCUGCUCUGCCCCGAUGAUGUCACAAAAAUAUGCAAUGUGUGUCAUUUGGAUUAUUAUUUCUUCUUCCUGGCUGGAUUUGGCUUCCUUGGACUCCCCUCACCAAAAGGCAGUGCACUGAAAAUGACUGCAUCACACUGCUUUUGACUGAAACCCCCACUGCAUAUGACUGUCUUAGGCAUAUCAUUUUUUCUUAAUGUUUUAAAACCACUGAUUUUGACUGAAAGACCACUGCAAAGCACUGCCACUUGCAUAUCAUUAUGAACGACGUAAUCAAAAACACUGCCUAUGACUGAAAGAACACUGAUUUCCACUUCUCCAACUCUGAUCGAAACCCGUGGCAUUUUCAACAUGACUGAAAACCACUGCUUUAUGACUGGUGAGAUUAAGACUUGAUGGCAGUGUAAAGCAGUGGUAAUUGCAGUCAAAUUCAGUGUUAAAUAUCACCCAUAAUGCAACCUGAGACAGGAAGCUAGUAUUAAGUUUGAAUUUGAUAGUCAAACAUUCAAGAAAUCAUGGUAGCUCUUCAUAUUUCUCGAUAUUUACCCGAAUUUCAAUAUGAGAAGAGGGGAGUUUUAGUCAGUUUGAAUUGGAACACAUAAGGAGCCAAAUGAAUGCAAAAAGGGUAAUCUGGACAGACACUGAAGUUGUAUUUUCAGCAAAUCAAGAAGGCUGUAGGCCCUAUAGGUGUUGUAAUGCAUGCAACACUGCAAGAUAUCUGCAUGUAUCUUCAUGCAUCUACUGUAGGCCCUAUAGGUGUUAAUUGUAAUGUAUGCAUACACUGCAAAUUAUCUGCAUGGGAGCUCAAUACACAUCAAUCAGUAGAUCAUUAUUCUA
This is a messenger RNA of Lineus longissimus, 2782 nucleotides long. Its product is annotated as solute carrier family 15 member 4-like. Gene Ontology annotation, biological process: transmembrane transport. The transcript has 9 exons. Gene Ontology annotation, cellular component: membrane. NCBI's taxonomy places the organism in Eukaryota, Metazoa, Nemertea, Pilidiophora, Heteronemertea, Lineidae. Bases 170 to 2092 code for a protein of 640 amino acids. The record is from RefSeq and is a predicted model, not a curated record. Gene Ontology annotation, molecular function: transmembrane transporter activity.